AUGAACAACAAUACAGGAUCGCCCUAUGUCCCCUCGACACAAGAGAACAAGCCGGACAGAGUUCACGCCCACUCGACCGCCCACUCCACCCACGCCUUCUGCGAGACCUUUGAUCAAGCCACCCGCGACAUGCAACAAGAGUCCAAGGCAAACUCUGACGGUGCUGGUACUGGAGAGGUCAUGGCUGGAGGACACCGUAAACAUUCGAGUGCGGCCAAGGAGGAAAACGAAGAGUCGUUGAGGGAGGCCAAUUCUGCGGUGCAGUUGGAUCGGGAUGUACAGCAGAGUCGGCGUGGUACCGAUGAUGCCAAGCAGGGAUCGAGCAAUCGGGAUGGAUCGUGGGUGACUAACCCCAACGAGCUUCCUUACAUCGAGUAG
Molecule: messenger RNA, 378 nt
Organism: Linnemannia hyalina
Lineage: Eukaryota; Fungi; Mortierellomycota; Mortierellomycetes; Mortierellales; Mortierellaceae
Source: the annotation of a GenBank genome assembly